GCAGUCGCCGCGUGAAUUGUUUCCUUGAGGGCGUGGGGGUCUACGCCGCUUGAGCUCAAGCGGGCGAGGCGACAGUGCGGUGCCAGUCCUCGGCCCCGCGCCCUUCUUUCUCGGUUGUUGGGCUGCGUGACUCUCCUCCCGUCGGCGCCGAAGGGAGCCUGGUUCUGGGCGGGCGGAGAGCUUGAACCCACUAGGAAUGGCAGCCCCAUCUAUGAAAGAAAGGCAGGCUUGCUGGGGAGCCCGGGAUGAGUACUGGAAGUGUUUAGAUGAAAACACAGAGGACGCUUCUCAGUGCAAGAAGUUAAGAAGCUCAUUUGAAUCAAGUUGUCCCCAACAGUGGAUAAAAUAUUUUGAUAAAAGAAGAGACUACUUAAAAUUCAAAGAAAAAUUUGAAGCAGGAGAGUUCCAGCCUCCGAAAACGGCCGCAAAGUCCUAGGCUGUUCCUGAACAUUUCAGAAAGUUGAAAUUAUUUUUUCUGGACAUUCAGAAAUGCUCUGUGGGACAACAGUAGUUUGAAUGAUGGCAAACACCAAUGCUUGUUCCAUAUAUACAACUCUUAAUUUAAAUGGUCAAGUAACAAGAUUCCAUUUUUCAAAAGACAGACUUGAAAUAAAAUGGUAUGAAAUAUGCUUAAUUGAAUAAAAAACACAUAUUUUAAGAAAAAAA
This is a messenger RNA of Balaenoptera acutorostrata (minke whale), 666 nucleotides long. Its product is annotated as cytochrome c oxidase assembly factor 6 homolog. The transcript has 3 exons. The record is from RefSeq and is a predicted model, not a curated record. Bases 197 to 436 code for a protein of 79 amino acids. NCBI's taxonomy places the organism in Eukaryota, Metazoa, Chordata, Mammalia, Artiodactyla, Balaenopteridae. Gene Ontology annotation, biological process: respiratory chain complex IV assembly. Gene Ontology annotation, cellular component: respiratory chain complex IV; mitochondrion.